AUGGCUGGAGGACUAGCAGCAGAUGAUUCUUCAGAUGAUGAUCUAUGCGAUUUAUCUCGUUAUGAUAAUCGUUAUUGGGGUUCACAGCAGAGACCUGCAAGAACCCUAGUCCUUCUUGGCUGCUCGGGGAAUGGGAAAAGUGCGACUGGGAAUAGCAUCCUCGGAAGAGAUGCAUUCGAGUCGAAAGGACGAGCAGCAGCCGUUACCAAAGAAUGUGUGCUUCAGAAUGUUAGGCGGGCAAACGGACAGAUCAUCAAUGUUAUUGAUACUCCUGGCCUAUUUAGUCUGUUACCCUCAAACGAGGCUACCAUUCGUGAGAUCUUGAAAUGCUCCCGUCUCGCCAAAGAAGGGAUCAAUGCAGUGCUUAUGGUUCUUUCCUUGAGAAACCGGCUAACAGAAGAGGAGAAAUCUGCGCUUCUUGUGUUGAAGAUCCUCUUUGGAAGUGAUAUUGUUGACUACAUGAUCCUUGUUUUCACCAAUGAGGAUUCACUUGAUGAUAACAGUGACACAAUGAAGGACUAUCUGGAGGAAUGCCCUGAUUUCAAGGAAAUUCUCACGGCCUGCAACAACCGCAUGGUACUGUUUGAUAACAGGCCUAAAGCAGAUAAGAACAAGAAAGCUGAGCAAGUUCAGGAGCUUCUAAGCCUUGUUGAAGAAGUUAUGAGAAAGAACAACAAUAAACCGUUUAUGGUUGAUUUCUCUCAUGAUACAAAGGAAAACGAGGCUGCAUUUGAAGAGAAGCAUAAAAAAAUUAAAGCAUUGAAGGGUCAAUGCACAAAACAAGAGAAGGAAGAAGCAGAGGAUUCACUUCAUCAGCUCAGCCGAAAGGUGGAGACUAAGCUGAUAAAAACAACGAAUCUGCUGGAGAAGAAACUUAACGAGGAGCAAGCCGCAAGACUUGAAGCGGAAGAGAGGGCGAGAAAACUCCACAAAGAAUCCAGCGAUGAGAUUAAGAGGCUGACAGAGAAACUCGAGAAGGCAGAAAAAGAACUCGAGAAACAGGGAGGAAGUUGCAUCGUUCUUUGA
Molecule: messenger RNA, 1026 nt
Organism: Microthlaspi erraticum
Lineage: Eukaryota; Viridiplantae; Streptophyta; Magnoliopsida; Brassicales; Brassicaceae
Source: the annotation of a GenBank genome assembly